GAUAUCUUUUGUUUGGGACUUUUUGGUGGUUAUAUUACCUGAGAUUACAAAACCUCAGCCAUUGUUGUCGAUCAAAUUAUUUAUUAUCGGAAAAAAAGUUCUAAAAAAAUGGAAGUAGGAGGAAAGAAAAUGGAACACGAGAUCGGAGGGCUAAAAAACGAUGCACUUCGUUUCGGACUGCAAGGCGUCAAGAGUGACAUCGUUGGAUCUCAUCCUCUUGAGUCCGCCUUCCAAUCGGCGGUUGUGAGAGAAGAGCAGAUGAAAAGGAAAAUCCUUGCAAACACAUAUGGUUCAGCUUUCCCUUUACGCCAGGAGCUUGACCGAAAAAUACUUUCUAGAUUUCAAAGGCCUCCAGGGCUUAUCCCAUCCUCCAUGCUUGGAUUAGAAUCUUUGACAGGAGCUUUGGAAGAUUUUGGAGUUGAAGAUUACCUCCAAGGAGUUCAUGACACUGAAACAAUGCGGGCACCAGACAUGCAUCAUGGAAUGGAAGUUCGUGUUGGGCUCUCAAAAGGACCAGUUCAUCCCAGUUUCAUGUGAGGCAGUGGAGAGUAUGUGUAUGCAUAAUGUUCUGCCUCAUCUUUGAAUUUCUACCUUGUAGUCAUUUGUGGUUUGACUUUGAAAAUGAACCUUAGUACUGGCAUAUCUUCGUUGUGAUCUUUACCGUUAUUAGAUGCAUGGCAAACAUGUUUUCAGUUUUAAUGUGUUAUUUAUCUGUACUGCCCUAUCACAAAUACCGUUUCAUAUGGAAGGAGAAUUCUAUUGUUGACAUGUAAUCUAAUGAAUCAGGUAUAUUGGCUUUCAAA
Molecule: messenger RNA, 803 nt
Organism: Erigeron canadensis
Lineage: Eukaryota; Viridiplantae; Streptophyta; Magnoliopsida; Asterales; Asteraceae
Product: cyclin-B1-2-like
Exons: 4
Coding region: 109-537 (142 amino acids)
Biological process (GO): proteasome assembly
Cellular component (GO): nucleus; cytoplasm
Source: RefSeq, a predicted model, not a curated record